UAUGCGUCAACGUGAAAAGGGAAAUGCUUUGUCUAGGAGAGGAAAUGAUGCGCGAGGUCUUCGAGAGGAAUUUCACUCAGGAGAUCACAGAGGGCUGCCUGAAAGUUGACUUGAGGCUGGACUGUAACUCUGAAAAGCCCCAGGCGGAGACUCGGAACUGAUGCAGCAAGGGCACCAGUCCAGGAACAUCUGUCAUCCACAGCCUGGUCCUGCUGGAGACACCUCUUUGUACGCCCCCUUCAGGAACAUCACAGCCAUCAGUGGCCGUGCUUCCUAGGAGCCAUACUCACCUGUUUCCGUGGAGAAGAGUGUUACCCAAGGUCUGAUGUGCCUUUUGCAAGCAGCUGAUACACUGGUAAGAAGGGCCUACGUUAUAGUCUAGGGGCUGGAGGGAACUGCACUGUGAAGGACCAUUGAGAACUGGGCAGUGGUGUGGAUGGAACCCCCAAGCCUCCGCUGUUAUCCUCUGGCUGUUCUGGCGCUCAGGGGAGCAGCAUUACGAUGUGAGUGUCGCAGUCUGGAAGCCAAUGAGCCCUUCGCCCUGGCGUAUCAACCCAUAAUGUCCUCUCUCCCAGACCACGGUCUCUCUGAACAUUCGCCCCAGUGAUCAGCCACAAUAAAAACCACACACACACACUCACACUUACACACAGACACAAGCACACGCACUUCGCUGGUCACAGUGGAGACCUCUGAAAGGGCACAGGGUCGAGGCCAGCCUGAGGGAAAGCAGAAGAGGGAGGGGACUGAGUUCUGGCGCUGUAGCCCAACACCCCUUCACUGGCCAUGCAGUCAGAUGACCUCUUCAUCCGCAAGUUCCGCCGCCAGAGCCCACGGCCGCCGCUGACGGGCGUGGCCUUUGAGCCCAAGCGGGAGGGCGGUGGGCUGCGGACGCGGGUGGUAGCCGAGUGGCCGCCCAGGAAGGAUGGCGAGGAGGGCGGUGAGCGGGAGGGCGUGACACCCGGCCGGGUGGGGCUGCCCCUGCGGCCUGCUGGGCGUGGCCACGUCAUGCAGCGGAGCAACAGUGAUGUCACACUGGGGGACCUAGACUCGGCGGGCAAGGUGGUGGGGAAAGCCGCAGGGGCAGCGGGUGAGAAGGUCGGUAUAGGCGGGGCCGGGCCCGCAGACUCCGGGCUGGUCCUGCAUCGGGAGUACGGCAGCCUCUCAUCCCUGGAGAGGCAGACACGGGCCCGGGCACCAGGUGGCGAUGACCAGGGCGCCCUCAGCCCCUCCGCACUCCGCUUUAAGGACCCCUUCCUCCUGCUAGGCUUGCAGACCGCCGCCCUUGAGCCUGACAGCUUCUUCCGUGCCCUGCCUGCGCCAGUGGGUGACUCCCCCAAGCCCAAACCAGCCAAGCCAGAGCCACAGAGCAAGAAGUCCAAGCCCAGCCCACCACCCCCUCCGCCCCCCCCAAUGACGCCAGGCCCUGGGGAGCCCCUGCCGGGUGGCUCGUGGGUGCGCAACUUUGCCCACUAUGAUGUGCAGAGCAUCCUGUUCGACCUGACUGAGGCUGCCUCCAACCGAGACAGUAUCGGCCGCAAGAAGAACAUCACUUCAGGGGCGUCAGCCGCCUCACAGCUGAGGCCGCCCAUGCUGGCCGCACCCCCGUCACCAGCACAGGGGGGCGGGGCCGGCUACGGUGCGGGUGGGGCCGGGGGGGCAGAGGAUGCAGAGGCCCUGCGCGAGUCGCUGGCCCUGCUCGACGAGGGCGAUGGCAAUGACAACGACCUAAUCCUCAGCUGCCCACAUUUCCGCAACGAGGUGGGCGGGGAGGAGCGGGCAGGGCUGGGGCGGCCGCGGGGGCCUGGUGGGCUCCGCCUCAGCCUGCAGAGCCCCAACGACGCUGUGUCUGUGCUGGAGGAGCCUCGCGAGAGCCACAUUCAGCAGCAGGGCAAGAGCAGCUAUUUCAUCGAGCACGCCGACUUGGGUGCACACUACUACCGCAAGUACUUCUACAUGAAAGAUCACCAGAACUUCUUCGGUGUGGAUGAAAGGCUGGGCCCGGUAGCCAUAAGCUUCCGACGCGAGGAGAAGGAAGGGUCCAGCGGCGCCCAGUACAACUACAGGAUCAUAUUCCGCACCACAGAGCUGAAGACGCUGAGAGGCUCCAUCCUAGAGGAGUCGGUGCCCUCAGCCGCUCGCCAUGCAACGCCCCGCGGCCUGUCCCCCAAGCGCCUGCUGGAGUACAUCAUCCCUGAGCUCAACCUGCACUGCCUCCGACUGGCCUCCACCUCGCCCAAGGUCCGGGACACCCUGCUGAAGCUGGACGAGCAGGGGUUGAAUUUCCAGAGGAAGGUCGGGGUGAUGUACUGCCGGGCCAGUCAGAGCUCCGAGGAGGACAUGUACAACAACGAGAAUGCCGGCCCUGCCUUUGAGGAGUUCCUGGACCUGCUGGGAGAGCGCGUGCGACUGCGAGGCUUCGAGAAGUACAGAGCACAGCUUGACACCAAGACGGACUCCACCGGAACCCACUCCCUGUACACGCGUUACCAGGACUAUGAGAUCAUGUUCCACGUGUCCACCAUGUUGCCCUAUACCGCCAACAACACACAACAGCUAUUGAGGAAAAGGCACAUUGGUAAUGACAUCGUGACCAUCGUCUUCCAGGAGCCGGGAGCUCUGCCCUUCACUCCCAAAGCCAUUCGCUCCCAUUUCCAGCAUGUCUUCAUUGUAGUGCAAGCUCAUGAACCCUGCACAGACCACACCUCCUACAGGGUGGCCGUGACACGCUCCAAGGACAUCCCACUGUUUGGCCCUCUGUUCCCCAAGGGAGCACGCUUCCCACGGUCGCCGGCCUUCCGCGACUUCCUGCUGGCCAAGGCAGUGAAUGCAGAGAAUGCGGCGGAGAAGUCAGAGAAGUUCCGCUCCAUGGCCACGCGCACACGGCAGGAGUACCUGAAGGACCUGGCAGAGAACUAUGUCACCACCACACCCAUCGACUCCUCCACCAAGUUCCCGCUGCUGUCGUCGCUGGGCAGCAAGCGCAAGGACAAGAGCAAGGGUGCAAAGGGGGCGGAGCUGCACAGCGCCGGCGCCCUGGUGUGGGCAGUGACGGCGGCCGGUGGACGGGAUGGGACAGAGCGGCUCCCCUGCCUGCUGGGCGUCUCCGCUGAGUCGGUGGUGCUGAUCGAGCGCUGCUCGCGGAGGGUGGUGUUCAACUGCUGCUGCCGUGAUGUCAUCGGCUGGAAGGCGGUGCUGGAGGGUGGGGCCAAAGGUGGACCCUGCCUAGACAUCUUUUAUGAGCGCGGGGAGGCGGUGUCUGUCAGCGUGCCAGAGAGCCAAGCAGAGGACAUCCGGGAGGUGGUGCAAAGACUAGAGCUGGUGACACGGGGGUGCGAGGCCCGGGAGGUGACCCCCCUGCGGGAUGCCGUGGGCCAGCCAGGGUUCCUGCUGAGCGAGGAGGGGUUUGUGACAGAGCUGCAGCGCUUUGGCUAUGCGGAGAGUGGGGGUCUGCAGCUGGGGGCGCGGGUGGUGCGCCUCUGCGGUCGGCCACUGGUGUCCCUGGCACCCCACGAGAGGGUGGGCCUGCUCCGCUCCGCCCCCAAGAUCCACCUGACCGUCAUCCCGCCAGACGAGAACGGGAAGCCCCGCCGGAGUUUCUCUGAACUGUACCUGAAGGCCAUCCAGGAUGCAGAGCGCAAGUCAGGGGAGGGGCAGUCCGGAGAGGCCUGGGUGCUGGAUGAGAGAGAGGAGGAGGAGGAGGAGGAGGAGGAGGAGGAGCAGCAGCAGCAAGAGGAGGGGAAAGAGGAAAGGGAGCAGGGGGAGGGUGAGGAGGCAGAACUGAUGGGAGUUGGUGAGGGCAGCGCCGGGGAGUGUGACUCCUCAAAGACAGCCCCAGGACAGGGCCAGGAGAGCUCUCUCCUCUCCCUGCCCAGCCUACCCCUGCUGAGGGCCACCUCCCUGCAGGACGACCCACCCUCCCAGCCUGCCGAAAUCACAGCCACCGCCCUGACACGAAGCUGCUCUCUGGAGAAGCCCCUGCCCCAUCAGGACUCCCAGGAUGAGCACCCCUAUGACAAUGUAAAAGAGCCGGCUGACACCCACAUCUACGAGAACAUGAGGGCCCUGCGAGGGGCCACACCUGACCUCAUCCUGGCGGUCAAACCCAAAGCACCCCCUGCCGAGGAGGUGCUCCAGAAACAGUCUGUGGGGUUGGAGCUGAGGGAGGAGCAGCCCUUGGCCAGUGACUCCUCGUUGUCCUCCGCCCCUCCCACCUGCUCAGACACUGGCGACCGCAGCUCUCGGGCCUUGAGUCUGCACAACUCCAUCACCAAAAUCCUAUCAGAGACCACUGAUUCCUCUGAGGAGGAGUGGCAGUCCAUCGCAGACCUGGCAACCGCUUGCCGUAGUAUCCUGGAGGCACUUUCCCGUGAAGAUCAGAAAGCAGGAGAAGGAACACAGGCUGCUGCAGACAGCACGGCCAUUUCUGGUCAGACAGACACCAACCCGAGGGACAUCAAAGAGAGUGACUCUCCUGGGCAUUUGGAGGAGAAGGUUUCCCAGCUGGAAACCAUGCUGAAAAGGCUCCAGGACGACCUACAAAAGGAGAAGGAGGACAAGGCGGUGCUGCAGGCGGAGGUUCAGAGCCUCAGGCAGAACAACCAGCGGCUGCAGGAGGAGUCCCAGAGCACCGUGGCCCGCCUCAUCAAGCCCCGGCCCCCGCUCGUGCGAUGUGGAUCAUGGGAAGGAUAUGCCAGCGCCCCCCCUCUAUGACGCAGUGGGGUGGAGUCAGCCCUCCCACAGGUGUGCCCGCAUUGCCAUCCAUCUCCCCACCCCCGGGGCGGGACUCACUUUCCACACUGUGUGUGUGUGUGUGUGUGUGUGUGUGUGU
Molecule: messenger RNA, 4831 nt
Organism: Megalops cyprinoides (Indo-Pacific tarpon)
Lineage: Eukaryota; Metazoa; Chordata; Actinopteri; Elopiformes; Megalopidae
Product: signal-induced proliferation-associated 1-like protein 3
Exons: 18
Coding region: 787-4713 (1308 amino acids)
Biological process (GO): establishment of epithelial cell polarity; regulation of small GTPase mediated signal transduction; activation of GTPase activity
Cellular component (GO): Golgi apparatus; plasma membrane; cytoplasm
Molecular function (GO): GTPase activator activity; protein binding
Source: RefSeq, a predicted model, not a curated record